CACUAUGCUGAGUAUUCUAUGUAUAUUACCUCAUUUAACCCUCAAACCUUCAUUUGUAAUUUUGGCAGUGUUGGGUUGCCCUCUGUUUAGAUGGGGAGAGAGGUUAUUCUGGACAAUGGGAUAUUUUACGUCAGAUGGGUUUGAGGGAGGUACCUAAGUGGGAAUUUUGGAUAGUUGAAAGGAGAGCACUGAGAGAUGGGGAAAGGACUUCAAAAAUGAAGAUAAUAAAGGGUAAAAGAGAAAAUUUGCUUGCUUGGCCAUUUUACUGAGGACCCUAGUGGUAGGAACCACCCACAUGAUAAAGAGAUAUUCCUUGGAUAUUUAUGCAAGAAACACACAUACUGCAUCUCUCCUGUUUGCCAGGAUCUAGAGAUGGAGAGAUGCGUCAAGCACUAAACCAGUCUCUGAUCUGAAGGCGUUCACAGUUUAGUGGAGGAAAUAGAUAAAUAAGCAGUUGUGAAAUGAGGUGCGUUGCUGUAAUUGCUGUACGUUGAAGAUGUUAAGUUGAAUUAGUCAAAAAAUGGAACAUGGAUGUUUAAUAUUUGAUGUAACUUGUAAAAUAACAGAAUCUUGGUAUUGUACAGUUUUAGACCAACCUUUCAUUUAAUGCAAGAUAUCCUUACUUCACGAACUCUGACUGUUGGUCCUUAAGCCUCUGCUUAAAUAUCCCUAAUGACAGAGAAGUCAUCACCUUCUGAGGCAGCCAGUUCCAUUGUAGGGAGGAGCUGUAGUUAGGAAAUGAAUUUUGGUGAAACAGAAUUUACCACAUCCUGACCUCACGAUUUGAUUUAGUAUUGGAGUAAGAUAAAUUGACUCAGUUGCUGCGUCUAUAAAAUGCGGUGAUUUUGUCUUCACAGCUAGGGUACCUUUCAGAUCAAACUUUGUUGAAUUAAUUCUGUGAAUCUCUGACUUAUAUUUACAUGGCAGAUUGAUAUUCAAGUAACACUUGCCGAUUACAUAUAGGACAUUUGUGAGAUUUUGUGCCCAGUUCUCCCUCUCUCUCCCCCAUUGCCAUGGCUACAGUUAACAGUAAAUGCUGUUGACUCUCUUUAAUCUGUUGUUAAACAGAUUCCCCAAAUCUGCUAAGCAAUUAUCCUGUACUUGUGCGGUUUAUUUUAUUUUAAACCUAAAUGAAGGCCUUUGUAUUAAUUGCCCCUAUUAAAUCUCAUUUUGCCAUUUAGGCAGCCUAUUCUUAGUGUGGUUUUUUCUGAUGUCACUUAGCAUUGUAUCUGCCAAUUCCGUGGAGGUUAGGAGACUAGGAAAUGGAGGUAUUGUGGAAAAACAAGUGAUUGAGAAUUUAGGAGUGCCCCCAUUCUUCCAAGAUGGAGGUGUCUGUUGAAUUAUAAAUGAUGCUGCUUAAGUGUUUUAAAGAUGAUAGAAGUAAAUGGAAUUUAUCUGGAGAAAUGUCUGGGUAAAUCAGAUUUUUGUUUUGAACCCCAAAAUUUGGGAGUGAAAUGUUACCUGGGCUAGAGGAGAGUUUACUUUCGUGUUGUCACGUUGUGUGGUGCUCGGUAUUUUGACGCGCUCACUUUGAUGUUACUGCCUCGGGGUAACCCCAAGUGGGUGGAGUUCAGAAGAACCGCUGAGGCGUUUGAGGAACAAAACCCAGGGCAGUAGGCUGGGGGGAGCUGGUGGUCAGGGUUUUAGCUUUGUUCACAGAGAUAUGCAGCAUAUUUUGAAAAAAGAGGAAAAGAACCUAUGUGGUAUGCUUUCCCCAGAGGCAGAAGAGGGAGAAGAGAAGCCAGGCCUCCUUGAGAGGGCGCAUGGUGUUCGGGGUGCAGAGGACAGAGGGAGGCGGAUUACUCAGGAGAACUGGAGUGGAGGAACAGACUAGACGGUAGAUGUUAACGGGGGUUGACAUCAGUACCGGAAAGUCUUUGCUCUAAGUUCUGACUUUUGCCUUCGCCAUUGCCGCAGUGGUGUGAUCUGCUAAGCACACUGAAUAAAGGGCAUGUGCACCUUAGGCCCUCUCCCUACAUUUUGGUGCGUGUUUGUAGUAUUUGGAAAUAUUCGCUGUGUAGGAAGGCAUAGUUGUGCUAUAGUAGGCAGGGUGAGGGAGAGAAGGGUCGUCACCAGCAAAGUCGGAUGGUGAAAAGACUGGAAUUCAGUCUCUGUGAGAGAAUCUUCAUCCCCCUCUUCCUUUUUCACUGCUAAGCUGUCUCAGCAAGAAGAAACCUAGGAGUUCUUCCAGGAUUCCAAGGGGCUUUUUUUAAAAUCACAGAUACCACUGUUAGAGGAAUGCUGCUGUAUUUGGUUUGAAAAUGUUGACUUUGCGCUAAAAGGCAAGUCAGGCAGAGUGUUUCCUGGAAGGCAGUUACAAUAGGAGUUGGGAGCACAGGUGCAAGGCCGGGAAGUUUAGAGAUGUAGAUCUGAGAGGGAGCAAAGGGCUGAGUGUGGAAGUCGGUUGGGGAAGUGUAGUGUCAGGUCCACUCUUAAAGAAAGAGGUGUCAGUGUGUCUCAGAGCCUAAGCAAAUUCAGAAAGAAGAUUGAAUUUGCCCGAAGGGCGUUACUAGUGAAUCUCAACAAAGUGUUUCAGUUGAGUUCUUGAUGGGGGGCCGGGGAGGGAAGAUGGGUGAUGGAAGCCUAGAGAGACCAAGUAAUAAGGGUUGAGAAAGGAAAAGAGUAUUGAAGUGUAUGCAUAAACGGGGGCUAAGUUGCAUAGACGCUGUCGCUCUAGGCCUGGGAAAGCAAGGUUUCUGGUACUAAUGUUUAUUUAGUCAACAACGCUAAUAGAAAUGUGUGUUCCAUGUACUAUUCGCAGGCUGUCUACAUUUCCACUUCUCUAGCCAGAUAUAUGGCCUUGUGAAUCAACCCUUGGUUGCCCUGGCAUGAGGGAGAAAAAUAGUGUUUCGAUGUGUGACCUCCAGGCACAUUGAAAUGAGGCAAAGAUGGAAAUUUCCCUUAUUGUUGGGACCAAGAGCCAGAAUCUCAAUUUAGGAUUCAUCACUCCGAUACUAUUAUACAGCAAAGAUGGUAACCCCAAGGGUCCUGCUGUCCCUUUACUGCUGUCACUUCCUUUGACAGCUAGAUGUUUGGUUUCUGACCGUCCUUCACAUCCCACCAACAUCUUCAAACUUUGAAAAUUCUGUGAUUUAUUCUGCAGGCUUUGGGAAUUUCUACUGCUAGUAAUUGUAUUUCCUGGCACAGAACUGGCAAUUUUCUGUGAACACAGUAGCGUUUCAUCGCAGUGCUAAAUCAUAGUGAAAUCUUUGUGAAGACAUUUUAAUGGGGCUCAAGCUUAGGUUAAAUUUUAGUUGCAGGAGAGCUACCAAUGCAAAUGAUUCAAGUGAUGAUUAAAUGAAUUAUACCUUCCAUGCCUAGCCAAGUUUGCACAUGCAUAGGUUGCAACAACUACAUCAUGUCUUACCUUUCUGUCCAGAGGCUGGAAUUUUCUUUUGACCUUGAUUGUGAAAUGUAUUCAGAUUUCAGAAAUGUUAAAGUGUGGGGGAAAUGUGCAUCUUAGAGUUGAAGACGCUGUGGCCACCGGUAGAGAUUGGGGCAUGGAAGCAAAGGUGGCCAGGGUAGGACAGAGAUACUAAACAGGGAAUCUGGUUCUUACCUUUACUAUCUAGCAGGACAGUCAAGCUCUAGAGGUCCAUCCAAACAAGAAGCUGUGCUAUUGAACCACCAGGGAGUCUCGAAAGGUUGGAGUCACUUACCAUAGGGCGCAAGUGCAGAAGAGAGCCCACAUAUAGUUUAUUAAUAGUGAGAAUUCAUAUCCAGCUCUAACCUGGGUGGAGUAUUGUUGCAAAUCAUUUUGGUACUCUUAAAUUUUGGUUUCUUCAUUAGUAAAAUGAUAGAACUGAAUCAGAACCAGCUCAUGAAGAUUUCAUGCGGUUCUGUCAGUUUAGGACUCUAGUGGAAUUUUAGGCAGUCUUUUUGGAAAGAGGUGUUUUUCUUUGGUGGCCUACAAAUAAAAACCAUGUUUGGAACAAUGCCAUUUAUUGUAUGCGAUAAUUCUGUAUCUUCAUAUAAUUUUAAAAUGUGUUAAUGUACAGUAUCUUGUUCGACGAUUUCAAUGAGGUGUUGAAAUAGGUCAGGAAGGUAUUAACGUUCAUGUUACUGGUGAAAUGAAGCCAUUGUGGUUAGCAUCUUGAAUAGGUAUAUAAAUCUGAUGAUCUUAUUAACAUUUGGGGACGCCAGCCACCAAGGAGGAAAUCCUGCUACUGAGGAGGAAAACCCUGUCAGGAUAGCUUUCUCACCUUCAUCCAUCUAGCAAGUUGACAUAUUCUCCAAGUUCUGAAGUUCUGACUUGACUGUCCUGUGAAGCUUUUCCUGAUCUGUCUUCUGCCUGGGCAGAGGUGAAGCCCUUUGAUUAGUUUCCCGAAGACUCUGGAUUUUAAUGAUCUGUUUAAUGUCUUACUCGUCCACCCUGGCAAACUCCUUUAGUCCAGAUGCCUUGUCUUCUUCGUUCCUGCACCCCGUAGCCCACAUAAUACCUGGCAUAUAGAGAGCUCGAUGAAAAAGUGCCGAAUUAAGUGAAAGAAUCGAGUGGCUGGGCUGGUGUUAAAAGAUGCAGCAGAGUAGGGCAUGAAACUCGGGCUCUGGCGUGGGAGGAGCACAUCAGGGUAUAGUGCUUUUAGAGAUGGUGCCCUGUGCGUGCAUUUAAAAGCUAAAAAACAACCCCUAGUUAAUAAAAGAGAGGUAGCGAGGGGUCAGAUCUAUUAAUAAAAUAAAUUUGAAUUUUAAAAAAAUGGUAAUUAAAGCACAUGAAUUCAUGGGAAUUUUUUAAUUCCUGUUUUAUUUUACCCUAAACUAUAUUACUAUAUCAUAUACAUUUAACAGCAAUCUUAUAUUCAAUCAUGACUCUGAUUUAGAGUGCUGAAAUAAAAUUUUUAAAUUCCCGCAGAAAAUAAACCCUUAUUUGGUUAAUUUUUGUGUUAUAUGAUGUUUAUAUUUGUCUAGUAAUCUGUUCUUAUUGAAAGACUCUUGUUAACAGAAGCCCUUUGGCACUGACUUUCUCAAACUUGCCAUAAUGUAAUGGCCCCUUUGAAAGGAAACGUGCAAAAUGUCUUUUUCAUAAUGUUACUUAAAUUGUAUAGACAUGAAACUAGAUAUAAAACUUUUAUGUUUUUGGCUCAUUUACAACUAUAAAUCAAGUCUGCAAAUUAAAUACAAAGACAACUACAAAACUAGCAGAAUUCAAAUUAAUACAGUUAUUCAGCGUGACAGAUGAUGUUUAGGUUUCACAGUAGGCAAAAAUAGCCGUAGGUCUGAUUGCAUUUUAAAUCUGUUUCUGUAUUUUAACUGCAGUGAGCCUGAAAGCUGCAGUGCCGGGUCCGUAAAUGCUGUUGUGCAGAGUGCUGUUCACGACGUCAAGGCCUUGUUUCAUUACAGUGUUUCUGCCACCUUUGUACAAAAGACAAUUUUACUUGUGUCACAGAUGGGCUCUGCUUUGUCUCUGUCACAGAGACCACAGAUAAAGUUAUACACAAUAGCAUGUGUAUAGCUGAAAUCGACCUAAUUCCUCGAGACAGGCCGUUUGUAUGUGCACCGUCCUCAAAAACUGGGUCUGUUACUACAACGUAUUGCUGCAAUCAGGACCAUUGCAAUAAAAUAGAACUCCCAACUGUUGGCCCUUUUUCAGGAAAGCCAUCAUCUGGCCUUGGUCCUGUCGAACUGGCAGCUGUCAUUGCUGGACCAGUCUGCUUCGUCUGCAUCUCACUCAUGUUGAUGGUCUAUAUCUGCCAUAACCGCACUGUCAUUCACCAUCGAGUGCCAAAUGAAGAGGAUCCUUCAUUAGAUCGCCCUUUUAUUUCAGAGGGCACUACGUUAAAAGACUUAAUUUAUGAUAUGACAACAUCAGGUUCUGGAUCAGGUUUACCAUUGCUUGUUCAGAGAACAAUCGCGAGAACUAUCGUGUUACAAGAAAGUAUCGGCAAAGGUCGAUUUGGAGAAGUUUGGCGAGGGAAGUGGAGAGGAGAAGAAGUCGCUGUUAAAAUAUUCUCCUCUAGAGAAGAACGUUCAUGGUUCCGUGAGGCCGAGAUUUAUCAAACUGUAAUGUUACGUCAUGAAAACAUCUUGGGAUUUAUAGCAGCGGACAAUAAAGACAACGGUACAUGGACUCAGCUCUGGUUGGUGUCAGAUUAUCAUGAGCAUGGCUCCCUUUUUGAUUAUUUGAACAGAUACACAGUGACUGUGGAAGGGAUGAUAAAACUCGCUCUGUCCACGGCAAGUGGACUCGCCCAUCUUCACAUGGAGAUUGUUGGUACCCAAGGAAAACCAGCCAUUGCUCAUAGAGAUUUGAAAUCCAAGAAUAUCUUGGUAAAGAAGAAUGGAACUUGCUGCAUUGCAGACUUGGGACUGGCAGUAAGGCAUGAUUCGGCCACAGAUACAAUUGAUAUUGCUCCAAACCACAGAGUGGGAACAAAAAGGUACAUGGCCCCUGAAGUUCUAGAUGAUUCCAUAAAUAUGAAACACUUUGAAUCCUUCAAACGUGCCGACAUCUAUGCAAUGGGCUUAGUGUUCUGGGAAAUAGCUCGACGAUGCUCCGUUGGUGGAAUUCAUGAAGAUUACCAGCUGCCUUAUUAUGAUCUUGUACCUUCUGAUCCAUCAGUUGAAGAAAUGAGAAAGGUUGUUUGUGAACAGAAGUUAAGGCCAAAUAUUCCAAACAGAUGGCAGAGCUGUGAACACGUUGGAAAGGCUAUCAUUGCAUCAGAACCGUGUGUGGAUCUGCCGGUGAGCCGAAGCGCUUCCCUUCCACCCGGGCAGCGGAGUGCUGGACGGACUCGGAGACCUGUGUUCCAGACCAGUCCGGCUGCCGUUCAGUCUGCUUGCGGCGAAUCACUUUCAUUCUCUGGACGUCAACGUGCCUUUUUGUAAUAUGAGGAACUUGGAUAAGAUGAUUUCGAAGAUGAUUCAGACGCUUUUACAUCGUAUUCGUGUGAUUGCCCGUAUGACCAUUCCUGAGGGAUUUGGGGAAAAUGCUUUCCAGCAGUAUCCGAGCUUCUCAGCCAUAGCUCUUAGAAAAGCUUUACAAAUGUUUUUGUAGUUGUAAAUUUAAAGAGUUCAUAAGCCAAAUUUUAUUUAAUCUGUCCUUAAUUGCUAGCUGUUACUAUUAUAAUAUUGGUGAGGCAGGGCAUUUCCUUCCAGAUUUGAAUUUUGUAGCUUAGGAAGAGUAAAAAGCUGGUCGCUUAAGUAGUUGAUUUUACAUUUUAAAAUAAUGUAGGACUCACCAGAACCUUUGACAUCAAGAGAGCUCCUUAGCUCCUUCCAACACAGUCAAGUAUCUAGGCCCAGAUGAAGUGCAUCUAAGUGAGCUCAAGGAAUUUGCAUUUUUAACAAAUGAAAUUGGGCUCUAUUUUGUCUUUUAAAAAUUGGAUCUUGAUACUGCAAAGUAUAAACUUGAAGUAUGUGUGCACUCAUCCAAUAAUUAGAGCAGAUUGGGGCCGGCACUGUGGCUGAGUGGUUAAGUUCGUGCUCUCUACUUCAGCGGCCCAGGGUUUUGCCACUUUGGAUCCUGGGCAGGGACAUGGCA
This is a messenger RNA of Equus caballus (horse), 7477 nucleotides long. The record is from RefSeq and is a predicted model, not a curated record. NCBI's taxonomy places the organism in Eukaryota, Metazoa, Chordata, Mammalia, Perissodactyla, Equidae.